Pungitius pungitius (ninespine stickleback) is the source of this 956-nucleotide messenger RNA. It is a transcript of the gene ppdpfb, whose product is annotated as pancreatic progenitor cell differentiation and proliferation factor b. Lineage: Eukaryota; Metazoa; Chordata; Actinopteri; Perciformes; Gasterosteidae. Gene Ontology annotation, biological process: multicellular organism development; cell differentiation. The record is from RefSeq and is a predicted model, not a curated record. The transcript is spliced from 5 exons. Bases 220 to 561 code for a protein of 113 amino acids.
AAAUUCGCGAGCUGCCUUUAGCCGACAAGAAGCAUCGCCGACAUCCGUUCGGACCUUGGAGGGUUACGCUUACCCAAAACUUAUUUUCAAAUGGGCCCCGUCGCCUAGCGUUUACUCCCCCAGCCUCGCCGACUGAGUUGAAUUGGGUGCUACGAAACAUCGAGCACGUUUGGUCCCGUAAAAAGGUUUCCAUCAGGUACAGCGACCAACUACAGUAUAAUGGCAUCCAUUCCAGCAGGUGGUUCUCUCGUGGCGACCAACGACUACUACCGAAGGCGCAUCGGUUCUACAUCCAGUAGCAGCUCUUGUGGCAGUUCGGAGUACACUGGAGAGGUCAUCCCUCAUCAUCCAGGGCUCCCCAAGCAGGACUCUGGACAUUGGUGGUCCAGUUUCUUCUUUGGGAAGCAGCCAGGGAUGACCCCUCUGACUGAGGAGGCACAACAGAAGGCGGGGGUCCAAGGAGCAGUGACAAAUGGUCAAAUCACCUGCGUUGCCCGGGAGAUGGUGAUGCAACGUCAGGUGAAUGAGAGCAGCGAUGCAGGAAGCCCCACCUCCUCCUGAUUCCUGCAGUCUCACCCUGAGCCAAGCUGCACCUCACGGGGGGGUGAAUCAACGACCAACGCUAGGUGACGGGACGAUGUCCCAUUUACAACCUUAGUUUUUUUUUUAAUAUAUAUUAUUUGUAGUUGUAGGGCUGCCUUACAUGGAUUUGUUUAUGUAACCUUGUUUUUUAAUUUUUUUUAUUGACGACAAAGAAAAAUACAAAUUUCAAAUAAAUACAAAAACAUGAUUGUGAUGCAACUGAAAAAUCCUUUUUGAACAUUUGUACAGUGUUUGUAUACUGUGUUGCAUAGACACCCUGUUGUGCAUUCACAUCAACAUGCCUUUGUUAAAACCUUUCCACUUUUGUCACUCUGUGAUUGCAAAUGCAAUAAAGUAAGACUCUUGCAGCCUAA